AUGGAUAAGCCUGACAUAGAAUAUUUAAACAUUCCUCAAAAAAUAAAAAAAAAACUAUAUGAAAGUAAUUUAAAUACAGUUGAAAAAAUAAGUACAUAUUAUUUAGAAGACUUAGAAUUCGAGGAAAUAGAACUAAUACAAGAUGAAAUAUUUAAAUAUCACGUAAACGAUUUAGGCAUAAACAAUACAGAAGAAGAUGAAAGACCAAACAGUUUGAUAAAAAAUAAAAUAAUUGCAAACGAUUUUUAUUCAUUUAGCGAUGUAGAACAUUAUUGUGGAAAUAAGGAAAUUUCAGACGAUUCAGAUAAUUCGGAAAGUGAUUUUUCGGAUAGGUCUAAAAUAUCAAUUUCAUCAUAUUCUUCUUCAAAUAGUUACCAUUAUAAAAAUAGUGAAAAAAAUGUUAAAGAGAAUAUAAAAAAAUUCAAUAAUUCAAUUUUAAAAAGUUGCACAGAAAGCUGGAUUAGUAAAAAAGAGGAUGUUGAAAAUGAAAAAAAAAAUUAUUAUUGUGUAGAAAAUCAAUUAGAGAAAUAUUUUUUAAUAUAUUCCAAUUUUAUGAAAAAGCAAUUAAAAAUAAGAAAAACAAUAAAUACUAAUUGCAUUUCGUUAAAUAAGUUACUACACAAUGGUAUAGAAAAUUCUCAAAUAUAUUUUUUUUAUGGAAAUAACGCUAAAAUGAAUAAAAUAAUUUUAAUAAAUUUAUUAUAUAAUUUUAUAUACCCCUUUGGAAAUAAUAACAUGUCUACACAUAGUGUUGUUUAUAUUUAUUUUAGUUACAUAUUUGAUGUAACUGUAAUUAAAAAUAUUAUAUCAGAAAAAUUAAAUCAUGAAAAAAAAAACCCAAAACAAAAAUCUGAUUUUUUUAAUAAUUUUUAUAUAUUACGAAUUCAAAAUUUUAAUGAAAUUAUUUCUUUUUUAUUACAAUUAAAAAAAAACUAUUUCACAAAAAAUAAAUCCGAAAAUGAUAAUCGUCUAAAUAAUAUUACCUGUAUAGGUAUAUAUAAUUUUACAAACAUAAUAAAAAAUUUGAAUAUUUCUAACCAAAAUUAUUAUUUUUAUUUAAUUCAUGAAUUCAAAAUCAUUUCAAAAUUGUUAGGAAUAUCGAUAAUUAUAUUCGAUUAUGUUCAAAAUGAAAUUUCCGAUACAUCAAGGGGUACUAACAUCUAUGAUAACAAAAAAGAAGAACCCCAAGAAAUAAAUAAUACAUUAACAUAUAAUGAAGACAAAAUAUAUAAAAAUAUUAAUAUAGAUAACGAACCUUAUAAUAAAAACACUAAUUAUGUAUCUCGAAAAAAUAAACAAUAUGCUACAACAUUACAGAAAAAUAUUAAUAAUAAUCAAGAUUAUUAUAGUGAACAAUCUAGCGAUUUGUCUAGCUAUAAUUAUUAUGAAAAUGAAGAUCAAAAAUAUUCAGAAUACGAAUUAGGAAAUAAUAUAAAAAUAGAUGAUAAUAAUAAUAAUAAUAUUAAAGAUAUUGAAAAAAGUGAACCAAUUAAAAUUCCUUUUUCUUGUUCUAAACAUAAUAAAUUUGAUUUUAUCAUAGAAAUUAAAAUUGUUAAUAAAAUUAGAGAUAGAUAUAUUAUUCGUUUUACUAUACUAAAAUCUCGAAAUAAUAUAAAACACUCUUAUUCUUAUUGUUCAAUUCAAAAAUAUGUGCUAACUGAUUUGCCAUAG
This is a messenger RNA of Plasmodium yoelii, 1671 nucleotides long. Its product is annotated as conserved Plasmodium protein, unknown function. Lineage: Eukaryota; Apicomplexa; Aconoidasida; Haemosporida; Plasmodiidae. The record is from RefSeq and is a predicted model, not a curated record. The coding region runs from base 1 to 1671 and encodes 556 amino acids. The transcript has 3 exons.